AUGAGAAGUCCGGCAGACUGUGCGACUGGCUAUACCAAAGUCAACCAAAAGUCUCCGUUCUUGAACCUUCGUUUAGCAUGGGGCACAUGGAAUAACAUCAUGCGCUUAGUGGAGAAUCGACAAGCUCAGUCGCUUGCCGCCGUAAACCUACGGGGAUGCGUGGUUACUCGGGCGAGCAGCGAGAUGACUUGUGUCGAGUUAUCCCACAUCAUUGCAAAGUCCAACAGUCAGACCACUAACAAACCGCGCUUUGCCGGAAACUUGGACUCACCGAAGAACGUGCAGACAGUGACGGAGCCCGUACACAUGUCGUUCGAUGAGCCUUUUGAACAUAACAGUGGAGACAGCUGGUUCUGGCUUCUUCAACAUAGGCGACUUCUUGACAAGCUCUUUGGGAUCUAUGUCCAUAACGUAGGAUCUCCACUGAAGAAUGUUUGUUAUGAUCCCAUCAUAGUAUAUCUGACCACUUUCUCCCCUCGGCAUUCCAUCUCAUAA
This is a messenger RNA of Guyanagaster necrorhizus, 495 nucleotides long. RefSeq lists its product as uncharacterized. The record is from RefSeq and is a predicted model, not a curated record. Bases 1 to 495 code for a protein of 164 amino acids. The transcript is spliced from 5 exons. Lineage: Eukaryota; Fungi; Basidiomycota; Agaricomycetes; Agaricales; Physalacriaceae.